CCUCUAAUCGUCAUCCUCUCUCUCUCCGGCCUUCAGCUGAGCUGAUAGAGGACGCAAUCUCGACUGCAACUUGUUUGAUCCCCAGCAUUAGAGAGAGGGAGAGGGGGAGUUUUGGAGAAUGGGGAAGGGAAGGAAACCGAUCCCGCUUCCCUACACUCAAAACAAGAGAGAGAAAGCCAGGUUCUAGAGAGAGAGAGAGUGCGUGUGUGAGUUUUGGAGAAUGGGAAAGGGAAGGAAGCGGAUCGCGCCCUGUGCUAAGAAAUUUGGUCUGCCUCUGUUUUACGCAUACUGGGUACCCCCUGUGAUUGGAGAGGAGAACUCAGAAGAAGAACCAGACGAAAAACAGAGAGGAAAUGAACAGCGCUUCAUUGUUCUCGGGGGAGGCGGAGGCGACAGCCGUACUGGUCUCCAAAACACCCUAUUGAUCGCCCAAUUCGACUUUGCUACCAAUUCUCUCUCUGAACCAACACACAGGUUUGUCACUGGAUGUGAUAUACCCUAUAGAGUGGCUGUGCACCCUCAUGGAGAAGGCAUGAUUUGUUCUUUCCCCAAAAGCUGCAGCUGGUUUGAGUGGGACUUGGAAAAGAAUGAAGAAGGUCACAAACUGACUAUUGAGCCAUCAGACACAACACUUAUGAUGUUAGAAGAUGUUGGGCAACAGAUUGCAUUGACCUUUGCUAGAGAUGGUACAAAGCUUGCUGCUGGUGGUGAGGAUGGACAUUUGAGAGUUUUUAAGUGGCCAAACGUGGACAUCAUUCUUGACCAGCCUGGGGCUCAUAUAUCUGUAAAGGAUUUAGAUUUCUGCUCUGACGGUAAGUGGCUUGCCUCCUUGGGUGACCGUGGGCCGGGCAGAGUGUGGGACCUUUCAUCUUCAUCUGCGAUAACCACAUUAGCAAAGGAAAGGGAUGAGAAUUUUGGCUUGUGUAGGUUUUCACGUAAUGAUGAUAAUCGGCUGCUAUUUACAACUAUUAAGAAAGGAGACAAAGGAUGGAUCGCGUCAUGGGAAACCAUUACGUGGAAAAGAGUUGAGACAAAGCUAGUUGCUCAGUACCCCAUUUCUGCAUUUACCAUUUCACCUGAUGGACAAUUGCUAGCAGUGGGAACUAUUGAGGGUGACAUUGCUAUUAUCAAAGCAUCCAAUAUGCAGGUGCAGCAAAGACUCAAAGAGGCACACCUGAUAUUUGUUACAUCCAUGGAUUUCUCCCAGGAUUCCAGGGCUUUGGUUUCUGUUUCUGGUGAUUCAAGUGCAAGGGUGACAGUGGUUGAAGCCCGGCAAAAUAAGGGUUGGUAUAUCCAGAGUAUCAUAAUCAUCCUCGUUAUUCUUCUCGCAAUCUAUGUUUACUGCUUGAAAAACCCCCCUCUUCCUAGCCGAGAUGGGUAAGAAGUUGCAUCAGCACUGGAGAAUGCUGUAAUUUGUUACAUUCUAUUACUAGGGCCUUUCAUUUCUUACAUGUAAUGGUUUACUUGGGUGUUCGAUGGUGAUACAAAGAUGUUCCUUUUAGCAUUUCUUUUUGUUUUACCCUUAAUUUAGAAAUAUCAAUUUUUUUUGUUAAGUGGUAGAAGGCAUAAUAGUGGCAUGAGAGAUAGAACGACAAUUGUCUCCCUAAAUGUCUUAUUUGUUUGAAUCAUUUUGACAUAUUGGAGCUGCUCUGCAAACAAAAAGCUUGCAUUAUGUGGCUUCUAAUAUUAUACUAGGGAAUAGGAAGUAACAAUGAUGCCUUUAUGGAGGU
Molecule: messenger RNA, 1730 nt
Organism: Amborella trichopoda
Lineage: Eukaryota; Viridiplantae; Streptophyta; Magnoliopsida; Amborellales; Amborellaceae
Product: SEC12-like protein 2
Biological process (GO): endoplasmic reticulum to Golgi vesicle-mediated transport
Cellular component (GO): endoplasmic reticulum membrane
Molecular function (GO): guanyl-nucleotide exchange factor activity; protein binding
Source: RefSeq, a predicted model, not a curated record